Aspergillus mulundensis is the source of this 1533-nucleotide messenger RNA. RefSeq lists its product as uncharacterized. Lineage: Eukaryota; Fungi; Ascomycota; Eurotiomycetes; Eurotiales; Aspergillaceae. The transcript is spliced from 3 exons. Bases 1 to 1533 code for a protein of 510 amino acids. The record is from RefSeq and is a predicted model, not a curated record.
AUGCAACAACUCAACAGCUUCUUCAAGAGCAAGACCAGUAACAACGCCAAUACCAACACCGAAACACCCUCAGGGGCCACCACAGGGGUAGCCGCACAAGCGCAGCGGCGCAAGUCCCACGACCCCGUCCUAACACCAGAAGACGAGGCUUUUCUGCGAAAUGUCACCGCUGAUGCGCCUUCGACAGACCGGGAUGCAGGGCCAGCGCCAGUCGGAGACGAAGACCAAGGACCAGCGUUACCGCCCAGGCCUAGUACACAAGAUCAGGCGCCCUUGUCGCCGGCAGAGGAGUUUGGAAAGGAGCUGGGAGAACAGGAGCGCAGGAAGUCGGCGGCGGGUUUAGAGCCUACGGUGUCAGGGAAUGAUAAUGCGUUGGCGGCUAGUACGACGGGGAAGUCCUCGGUCAACAGCGAGAAGGAAAAAGAGGAUGUGAAGGGAAAGGCGAAGGCGGGGUCGGAUAGGUCCAAGAGCCCGGGGAAGAAGAGGAGACCGUGGAGUAUGAUCUGGAAGAAGAGCGAGAAGAAGACACCAGAGCCCCAAUCCCCAGAGCCUGCGUCAAAGCCCGCAGACACAACCGAAAGCGAAACCCAGCGCGAAAACGAAGACAUGACCGAGAUCCUAGACAAGCUAAACCUCGCCGCAGACAACAACCGCGUCUUCUCCAUCUCCGACGAGACGCAAGAGCUCCUCCGGAAAUUCAAGCUCAUCUUCAAGGACCUCAUCAACGGCGUACCCACCGCAUAUCACGACCUCGAAAUGCUCCUCACAAACGGCAACAAGCAGCUCCAGGAGACGUACAGCAAUCUCCCGAGCUUCCUGCAGAAACUCAUCGAGAAACUCCCCGAGCGAUGGACAGAGUCCCUAGCCCCCGAGAUGAUUGCUGUCGCCGCAGAGAGAGCAAGUCGGAGCGGUGUCAACGUGGAUAAUAUCGGCAAGGCCGCGGCAGCUGCCAAUAAAAUGGGUAUUCAGGUGCCCAGUUUGAAGGAGCUGGUUGGGAAACCGGCGGCAAUUGUGGGGAUGUUACGCUCCAUCAUGGCGUUCCUCAGGGCAAGGUUCCCGGCUGUUCUGGGGAUGAAUGUCCUCUGGUCAUUAGCGUUGUUCAUCCUCCUCUUCGUCCUCUGGUACUGCCACAAGCGCGGCCGCGAAGUCCGUCUCGAGAAUGAGCGUCUCGUCACAGAGGAAGAAAUCGAGAAGAUCAACCAAGAGACUGCUGCUGAUAGUACAGCGCCCGAUACGGGAGAAACAACCCAGAUCCGCAGUACGGAGACCCUCACGACCACAGCCGCCCAGGGCGCAUCCCCGUCCGAAGUCCGCGAGGGUAUCAAAGAGGCGCAGAAGGCGAGGGAGAAGAAGGCGAAGACGAAGGCCGUUACGGCUGGGGAGCAGACGCAGAAUGAAGAUAGGCCCAGUGGUGUCGAGAACGAACCUAUCAAGCCUACGCGGUCGAAGUCGAUUUUGUCAAUCUUUGGUAGGUCCGGCAGCCAGAGUUCCGCGCCCAGCGAGAGGAAGAUUGAGCCGUAUCCGGGGACGUGA